Molecule: messenger RNA, 921 nt
Organism: Belonocnema kinseyi
Lineage: Eukaryota; Metazoa; Arthropoda; Insecta; Hymenoptera; Cynipidae
Exons: 1
Coding region: 1-921 (306 amino acids)
Source: RefSeq, a predicted model, not a curated record
AUGAAUUCCUUUCAUGCGUCAGAUGAUUUGGAGUUUUAUCCAAAUGAGUGUAUCGUUUGUCACAAAACGAGAGAUUUGAAAAGAUGUAGUCGUUGCAAUAUGAUCUCCUAUUGUGGAAUACCGCAUCAAAAAGAUCAUUGGCCCAAGCAGAGUGAUUUUUGUAGAAUUAUCUCAACCAUUCUGAAAGAAAGAGGAGUCACACACAUUUUCGAAAAGUUGCGUGAUGCUAAUCCAUCAACUUGGAAAAUGCAGCGAAUGUCUAUCCGAAACUUAGUGGAACUGAAACUCAGACGACCUCUUCUCGUGAUAGAAGAUUUUAUGUUUAGAUUUCCACGAUCAUGCUUCGUUUGCUACGAAUCCAGGCAAGAUUUAUUGAUAAAUUGUCCAGGUUGCCCAUCCGCAAGUUUUUGUAAGGAUCAUCUCAGCAGUCCUAUACACGACAAAGAUUAUGCAACAAUAAAAGAAUGUCACAAAAUUGCACUUAGUCCUGAUAUCAGAUCAGUAAAUUUUUUAUUCGCCAUGUCUUCAGUCAUAAAUAACACAAAAGUUUUUAAAUACUCGAAGCUACCUUCUUCAUUGAGGGAAUAUUUAUGCGAAUUCGCCAAACCCACAUGCAAAAUUACAGAAAAUUUGACACUCGGCAUAUCUGAUUUUUUUACUGCACCAUUAACAAUUCACAGGUCUCUGCAGAUACUUGGCUUACACUCACUUUCGCAACUAACUCUUCACAUAGGAAAUUACGGAAUUCCAAUAAAGAUUACAGAUCCAUGGGAGAGUCUUUUACAUUUACUCCCAAAUUUGAAAGAGCUGCGAAUUUUAAUGGUAGACUAUAGUUAUGAGAUCAAUUUUGAUAAGGAAACUAAUGUGAAACUGCUCAAAAUGUCGUUCUGGGAAAAGAAAAUUAAGUGUAGAUUCUCUUGA